Brassica rapa (field mustard) is the source of this 2405-nucleotide messenger RNA. Its product is annotated as AT-hook motif nuclear-localized protein 14. Gene Ontology annotation, molecular function: minor groove of adenine-thymine-rich DNA binding. NCBI's taxonomy places the organism in Eukaryota, Viridiplantae, Streptophyta, Magnoliopsida, Brassicales, Brassicaceae. The record is from RefSeq and is a predicted model, not a curated record.
AAAAAAAACAUUAAAAUUUUCAUUUCUCAAAAUUUUUAUAUUUUAAAAUAUAACAUUCACUUAACUAAUUUUUUUUUUUAAUAAAUUGAAUGGUUAAUAGAUUUUGACAUAAUAUUUUAAAACUAAAAAAGACAUUAAUUUGGUUAUUGUUUUUAUAUUUUGGAUGUAACUUUUUGUUAAUUCUUGAAAUAAAAAGUUUGACAUACAUUUUAAAUGAAUAGCAAAUCAUUUUCUUCGUAAUUCUAUGUAUAUCAUAUAAACUUCAAGUAUGUGUAAUAUCAAUAUAAAUAUUUUAUAUAAAAUGAGAGAUGUAAACUGAAAAUAUAUGGUUAAUUAUACAUAUGUUCGGUUAUCAGUUCGGAUAUUACCCGUUUGGGUUCGGAUAUCUAAUAUCUCCUAAUUUAAUAUCCGUUAGGAUAUUUUGCUACUUCGAUUUGGAUUUCGAUUCGAAUUUUUUGGAUCGGGUUCGGGUGCAGCUUCGGAUAUCGGGUUAAGUGCCCACCCCUAAUAACAGCAAACCUGAAGAUGUAUUAUUCGAGAUGGAUAUUCAGAUAACCGAUCGGUUCAUGAAAUUUAACUCUUUUUUGGUUGAAUUUUAUCGAGCGAUCUGGGAUGCUGGGCCUAAGUUGGGCCCAAAAUGCCUAUUAUUUCAACAAUUUUCGGAUCUUUUUAGACGAAACAGAAAAAAAGGAAAACGAAGAGAUGCUUUUUACAUAUCAGAAAGUCAAAAUAGAUUAAAGUCAAAUCUAGAUCCGACGGUCAAUAUUCCAUCAUCUAUUCUCAUUCUCAAUGAUAUCUCCUGUCUAAAAAGAAUCAAAAAUCUGUAAAAGCUAAUAAAAUAAUAAAAUCCCCAAAGAAAAAAAAAUCGAAAAAUCCCUAAUUCUCUCUCUCUCUCUCUCUCUCUCUAGAUUUUUUCUCUCUCUAAAAAAAAGAAAAUGGAACCUCACGAAAGUCACCAGCAGCAACGUCUCAGCUCUCCUUACUUCCACCACCACCUGCAACACCACCACCACCAUCCAUCCACCGUCUCUUCCGCAAACGCCGUUCCACCUCCCAACAAUGGUCUUUUCCCGCCGCCGCCGCCGCCGCAGGCUAACGAUGGCUCCUCCUCUCACGCCGUGUUUCCCCUCUCCUCGGCGGUAACGGCGCCGUCUGAGCCGUUAAAGAGGAAACGAGGCCGUCCGAGGAAGUACGUGACGCCGGAGCAAGCCCUGGAGGCCAAGAAAAUGGCGUCCGCCGCGAGCAGUUCCUCUGCUAAGGAGAGGAGAGAGCAAGCAGCCGGAGGUACUACGACGUCGUCUAGUCCCGGGUCAUCGAAAAAAUCUCACCUUGGCUCCGUCGGUAAAACUGGGCAAAGCUUUACUCCACAUAUAGUUAACAUAGCUCCUGGUGAGGAUGUGGCUCAGAAGAUUGUGAUGUUUGCACAGCAAAGCAAGCAUGAGCUAUGUGUUCUAUCUGCAUCUGGCACCAUCUCUACUGCAUCCUUGCGUCAGCCAGGAGGCAACAUAUCAUAUGAGGGUCAGUACGAGAUUAUCUCACUAUCCGGAUCAUUUAUCCGAUCUGAACAAGGUGGUAAAACCGGUGGACUUUGCGUUUCCUUAUCUAGAUCUGAUGGUCAGAUCAUCGGAGGAGCUGUUGGGACUCACUUGACAGCUGCUGGUCCGGUUCAGGUGAUUCUUGGUACGUUUCAGCUUGAUAGAAAAAAGGAUGGUGUGAAAGGGGAAGCUUCUAACAGCGGAAGUCGGUUAACUUCUCCCUCUAGCACUGGACCUGGCCCGGGCCCUGGACCGUUGCUUGGCAUGGGCUUCCGUUGUGUUAUGGAAUCUCCUGGUAGAAAUCCAAUGAGGGGAAACGAUGAGCAGCAUCAUCAUCAUCAACAAACCGGUAUGGGUGGAUCUCAUCAUCACUUCAUGAUGCAAGCGCCGCAGGGAAUGCACAUGACACAUCCCCGGCCAUCUGAAUGGGGAGGAGGAGGAGGCAGCAGUGGUCAUGACGGUAGAGGUGGUGGCGGGGGGUAUGAUUUGUCAGGACGUCUAGGACAUGAGUCGUUUGAGAAUGGAGAUGACGAGCAGCAAAUGCCGGAUUAGCUUCCAGAGACGUGUGUAGAGUUUAGAUCCAAAUUAGAUACUGAAGCCCUGAGCAAGAAUCUGAACUGAGAGAGAGAUAUGACUUAAAAAGACAGAAUCUUGUCUGAAGUGUUUUCAUCUGAGAUAAUAGAAGUUGAGUGAUGCUUUUUGUUCUUUCUUGGUUAACGGUGUAAUAUGUAUAAACUCCACAGCCUUUUUUUUCCUGCUUCUCUUUCAUUUCAAUCCUUUUCUUCUCCUAUGUUUAUAUAGUUUGUUAUUGUUUUGCUCACAUGAAAAGAAAAUGCUCUGUUAUGAAUACAAAUACACUUCUUUUGUUUG